Molecule: messenger RNA, 507 nt
Organism: Arachis ipaensis
Lineage: Eukaryota; Viridiplantae; Streptophyta; Magnoliopsida; Fabales; Fabaceae
Source: RefSeq, a predicted model, not a curated record
AUGAAAGAGAAGAAUCAAAAUUUCUUCUUCGAGCUUGAACUUGAGGUUAAUCAGUCGAUUAAGAUUGCUUUUUGGGCCAACGCAAGAAGCAGGGCUGCCUGUGAGUAUUUUAGAGAUGUUAUUUUAUUUGAUACCACUUACAAUACAAACAGAUAUAAUCUGGUUUUUGGUUCUUUUAUCGAGGUAAAUCACCACCGUCAGUCAACACUUCUGGGAUGUGCUUUAAUGAAAAACGAGGAUAUUCAAUUAUUCAAAUGGUUAUUUGAAUGUUGGCUUCAUUACGUGGAAGAAAAUACUCUAAAAGAUAUUCUUACCGAUCAAUGUGCAUCAAUGAAAGGACCAUUGAGCAGAGAAUCUGAGGAGCUGGUUGCGAUUCUGCAACGCGCUUACGAUAAUGCUAUGGUUGAGAUGCAACAAUACAAAGCCAAAAGCAAGGAGAAAUGUUCGUUAUCUCACGAAGAUGCUUCCUUCGAAGAUAUUAACGAGCUUCAAAACCACCACACGUGA